UAUACACGUUGAAAUUUCAAUACAUAUGUAGAGAUAAUUCGGUGGGGAUUCCAAUGCUGCUACUUUCUCUUCGGUGUCUACUAACAGCCACAAGAAUAAUCACUCAGUGUUGCUUGUGGAAGAUGAAGUGAUGUGAUCGUUAAUGAAUUCCAAUAAACGAUUAAGCCAUGCGUUGAACGAAAAAAAGGGGUCAUAAAAGAAUCCGGAUACUCUGGAACAUUUUCGUGUAGGCGGAUUAAUUUCGUUUGUAUUACAAUUUGAUGAGUGAACAACCGAUCGGGAUUUACGUGCAACAUGUCAUCUCUUUCCAAUUGUUGUUUCUUCUCUUUACUUUGGAUAUGUGUCAUUGUUGCGAAAAGCGGACUCGCCGAAAAACUAUAUGAUAGAGCUGAAAAACAACGAUACGAUGGAUGGUUCAACAAUAUCGCCCAUCCAAAUUGGGGAGCAAAAGAUAGUCGUCUUAUCAGAAGGGCCCCAUCAGCAUAUUCUGACGGAGUAUACAUGCUGGCCGGUCAAAAUAGACCAAGUGCAAGAAAGCUGAGCAGACUAUUCAUGAGAGGCUUAGAUGGUUUGAGCUCAAUGAGGAAUCGAACCGCUCUACUGGCAUAUUUCGGCCAGUUGGUCACAAACGAAGUUGUAAUGUCUAGUGAAAGUGGCUGCCCUAUAGAGAUGCAUCAUAUCGAGAUUGAAAAAUGUGAUGAUGUGUACGACAAGGAGUGCAGAGGUGACAAAUAUAUUCCAUUUCAUAGAGCCAGCUAUGACAAGAAAACAGGACAGAGUCCGAAUGCACCUAGAGAACAAUUGAACCGCGUCACUAGUUGGAUAGAUGGAAGUUUCGUUUACAGCACUAGUGAACCAUGGGUGAACACAAUGAGAUCGUUCAAGAAUGGUACUUUCAGAACCGACAAGAGUGGAACUAUGCCUAUGAGAAAUUCAAUGAGGGUUCCCUUGUUCAAUAAUCCUAUGCCGCAUAUGAUGAAAACCCAAAAUAUGGAAAGGUUAUAUUUAUUGGGUGAUCCUAGAACCAAUCAAAAUCCAGCUCUUUUAGCCCUAAGUAUUUUGUUCUUCCGCUGGCAUAAUGUAGUGGCGGGUCGUAUCCAAAAACGUCAUCCCACUUGGACUGACGAAGAAAUAUUUCAAGAAACUCGUAGAUAUGUCAUAGCUACCUUACAGAACAUUAUAGUAUAUGAAUACUUGCCAGCUUUUAUUGGUGAAAAAUUACCGGAAUAUGGAGGAUACAAACAGGACAUUCAUCCAGGAAUUGCACACGUCUUUCAAAGCGCCGCUUUUCGAUUCGGACACUCCUUGAUACCACCAGGGCUAUACAGGAGAGAUAGUGAAUGCAACUAUAGAAAAACGUCAAUGGGUCACCUAGCACUCAGAUUGUGUUCUACCUGGUGGGAUUCGAAUGAGAUCCUUUCAAACAAUUCUUUCGAUGAGCUGAUAAUGGGCAUGUCCUCUCAAUUGGCAGAAAAGGAAGAUUCGCUUCUUUGUUCAGACGUUAGAGAUAAGCUAUUCGGCCCGAUGGAGUUUUCCCGGAGAGAUCUGGGGGCAUUGAACAUAAUGCGUGGCAGAGACAACGGUUUGCCUGAUUACAACACACUAAGGACGCAUUAUCGCUUGAAGAAAAUUGAAAAUUGGUCGGAUAUAAAUCCGAAAUUGUUCAAAGAAAAACCUGAAAUACUUCAAACUUUAGUGUCCGUUUACAAUAAUAACAUUGAUAACGUAGAUGUUUAUGUUGGUGGGAUGUUGGAAAGUAUAGGUGGCCCUGGAGAGUUAUUCAAGGAAGUGAUAAAAGAACAAUUCAUAAGGCUCAGAGACUCUGAUAGAUUCUGGUUCGAGAAUGAAGAAAAUGGUCUCUUUACGAAGGAAGAAAUCGAAAGAAUUCGACAGAUAAAACUGUGGGAUAUCAUUGUCAACGCAACAGACAUCAGAGCGCAUGACAUUCAACAAGAUGUUUUUUUCUGGAAAAAUGGCGAUCCUUGUCCUCAACCUAUGCAACUAAAUGCUUCUAUGAUGGAACCCUGUGUAAUGCACCAAGGAUAUGAUUAUUUCGAGAAUAAUGAAAUAGCCUACAUAUAUUCCUGCAUCUUCCUUCUUUUCGUGCCAAUAUUCUGCGCUGGUGCCGGCUAUGGUGUGGUAAAACUCCAAAAUCGAAGAAGACGUCGUUUGAGGAUGCAACAAGAGGAAGUUGUGAUAAAAAGUGGUAAAUUACCCCUAGAUACUAUGGUAGUCGAAGAGUGGCUACACGCAAAUCACAAAAGACUUGUCAAAAUCAGAUUUGGACCAGAUGUCGCAAUCAAUAUCAUAGGGAGAAAGGGAGAAAAACUGAGAACUGCUGAUUUUAAAUCCGUCGACUCCGUACACGUGGAAGAGUCUGCUGGGAGCUCCUCGAAGAGGAAACCUGUUAUAUUGAUCAAAGUGCCGAGAGACCACGAUAUGGUUCUGGAACUGGAUUCCAUAGGUUCGAGAAAAAAGUUCAUGAACAAACUGGAGAUAUUUUUAUCGUCCAAUAAGAAGAACCUCAUUUGUUCCCAGGUGGCUAGAGAAAUAAUUCUGGCUAAGGCAGAAACACGGGAAAGAAGACAGAAAAAAUUAGAACAUUUCUUCAGAGAGGCCUAUGCUCUUACAUUCGGCCUCAGACCUGGUGAAAGGAGAAGAAGAUCUACCACCAGUAUCGACGGCGAAGUAGUAACAGUCAUGCGAACAUCUCUCACUAAAUCUGAAUUUGCCAACGCACUAGGGAUGAAACCGGAGGCAGUUUUCGUGAAGAAAAUGUUCAAUAUUGUAGAUAAGGAUGGAGAUGGUCGAAUAUCUUUUCAGGAAUUCUUAGAUACAGUGGUUCUAUUUUCUCGAGGAAAAACUGAGGACAAACUCCGUAUUAUUUUCGAUAUGUGUGAUAACGAUGGCAACGGUGUGAUAGAUAAAGGAGAACUAUCCGAAAUGUUGAGAUCUCUGGUCGAGAUAGCGCGUACUACUAGCUUAUCAGACGAUCAUGUAACUGAACUUAUAGAUGGCAUGUUUCAGGAUGCCGGUUUGCAACACAAGAAUUUUUUAACCUAUUCAGAUUUCAAAGAGAUGAUGAAGGAAUACAAAGGCGAUUUUGUUGCUAUUGGUUUGGAUUGUAAAGGUGCUAAACAGAAUUUUUUGGAUACUUCAACAAACGUAGCUAGAAUGACAAGUUUCCACAUAGAGCCCUCAACAGAAUCGGAAAGGGGUGCUCUAAGAGCUAAAUGGGACGGAUUGAUCACUUUCUUGGAGGAAAACAGGCAAAAUAUUUUCUAUUUAUUCAUUUUUUAUGUGGUUACUAUUGCCCUUUUCGUGGAGAGAUUUAUUCAUUAUUCCUUCAUGGCGGAGCACACUGAUCUCCGUCAUAUAAUGGGUGUAGGCAUAGCAGUAACAAGAGGCUCGGCAGCAUCACUGUCGUUUUGUUACAGUAUUCUACUAUUAACGAUGUCAAGAAAUCUCUUAACAAAACUCAAAGAAUUCUCCCUACAACAAUAUAUUCCAUUGGAUGCUCAUAUCCAGUUCCACAAGAUCGCUGCUUGUACGGCAUUAUUUUUCUCUCUUCUACAUACUGUAGGACACAUAAUAAAUUUCUACCACAUAUCGACACAGCCUGUAGAAAAUUUGAAAUGUUUAACCAACGAAGUUCGGUUCGCAUCUGAUGUGAGACCUGGAAUAACAUUCUGGCUUUUCCAAACUAUAACUGGUGUCACUGGAAUAUUGCUUUAUAUCAUUAUGUGCAUUAUAGUAAUCUUUGCACAUCCAACUAUAAGAAAGAAAGCUUAUAACUACUUUUGGUCUACACACAGCCUGUAUAUAGGACUUUAUUUACUGAGUCUUAUUCAUGGUCUAGCAAGGUUAACAGGCCCGCCGAGGUUUUGGAUUUUUCUUCUAGUUCCGGGAAUCAUCUACAUCCUUGAUAAGGUUGUCAGUUUAAGAACGAGGUAUAUUCCAUUAGACGUGAUCGAGACUGAACUGCUACCUUCAGAUGUAAUAAAAAUAAUGUUUUAUCGUCCACCGAAUUUCAAAUACUUGUCUGGUCAAUGGGUGCGUUUGGCAUGCAGUGCCUUCAAAAAUAGAGAAUAUCAUUCAUUUACCCUAACUUCUGCACCGCAUGAAAACUUCCUGUCAUGCCACAUCAAAGCCCAAGGUCCCUGGACUUGGAAACUAAGGAACUAUUUCGAUCCUGGAAAUUUCAACCCAGAUGAUCAUCCUAAGAUACUUCUAGAAGGUCCUUUCGGAGGUGGAAAUCAAGAUUGGUAUAAGUUCGAAGUUGCAGUCAUGGUUGGGGGUGGUAUUGGGGUGACUCCCUACGCAUCCAUCCUGAAUGAUUUGGUAUUUGGUACAUCCACUAACAGAUACUCCGGAGUAUCCUGUAAAAAAGUUUAUUUCUUGUGGAUUUGUCCUUCCCACAAACAUUUCGAGUGGUUUAUAGAUGUAUUGCGAGAUGUUGAAAGGAAAGACGUCACGAACGUUUUGGAAAUUCAUAUUUUCAUUACUCAGUUUUUCCACAAAUUCGAUCUACGAACCACCAUGUUGUAUAUAUGUGAAAAUCACUUUCAACGCCUCGCCAAGACUUCAAUUUUCACUGGACUGAAGGCCGUUAAUCAUUUUGGAAGACCCGAUAUGACAUCGUUCCUGAAGUUCGUCCAAAAACGUCAUAGCUAUGUGAGCAAAAUUGGGGUGUUCAGCUGUGGUCCUAGACCACUUACAAAAAGCGUCAUGUCCUCCUGUGAUGAAGUAAACAAGGGGAGGAGACUUCCAUAUUUCGUUCACCACUUCGAAAAUUUCGGUUGAGUUCCAUACUGAAUAUACUGAUUAAUUUAUUUAUUGAUUUUAGCAAUGUAUAUGUAUGCUUCGCAAUUCUUUGAAAUUAUCUUAUAAGUAUAUUGUAAAUAUGUAAAUACAUUCCAAUAUUAUGUUUUAUAAUGAAUACGUUAUAUAUGAACCCUGAAUUGAUGUGGAACAGAAAUAAAAGUAUUUAUGAAUUUGCAU
Messenger RNA from Coccinella septempunctata (seven-spotted ladybird), 5001 nucleotides. RefSeq names its product dual oxidase. NCBI's taxonomy places the organism in Eukaryota, Metazoa, Arthropoda, Insecta, Coleoptera, Coccinellidae. The coding region runs from base 295 to 4803 and encodes 1502 amino acids. The transcript has 21 exons. The record is from RefSeq and is a predicted model, not a curated record. Gene Ontology annotation, molecular function: calcium ion binding; peroxidase activity; heme binding. Gene Ontology annotation, biological process: response to oxidative stress.